GGUGGCUUUGCCAAGCUGGAUUUAUGGCGAGAACGUUACGAUACUGGAAUUGGUAGUGACAGGGACGUAGACAUGCAGCUUAUCUUUGCAGCAGAAGCGAAAGCGUCAUCGAUUGCUCAGAAUUGGCGUACUUUUCAGCGAAGACCAAGCAGCCAAGAUGAUCCAUGGUUUUUUGCGAUGCUGUCGUUCGCUCAUUCUUCAAAAACUCACGUCAAGCUACAGCAACCGCGCCAUUCGAUAAUGACUGUUGUUCAAGGCGUCAAUAUGGCAGUUAUCGCCAGCGCAGCCCACUGCACCAAAGCUGAAGGCAAGAUGACCAAUUUGCCUGCCACAUACCGCGCUUAUCAAUACAAGAGCUAUGGUGCUCCAGGUACCGAACUCUUUCUCUCCAAGGACGUCCCGAUGACUCCGCUCGAGCCCACGCAGCUUCGCAUUAAGAUCCACAGUGCGGCACUCAACCCCGCUGACCAGAAGAUCAUGCAAGACUUCGGACGUGCCGUCACCGGACGUCAACCCUCCGCUGACAAACCCUUUGGCAUGGGGUUCGACGUCGCCGGGAUCGUCGUCGAGACCGGUGCCGAUACGCAUCAGUUCAAGGUGGGCGACGCCGUCUUCGCCAUGGCGCCGUACUCCAAUUUCGGCACGUUCGCCGAGUUUGUAGCGGUCGACGAGCAGUUCGUGGCACACAAGCCCUCCAUCAUCACCUUCGAGGAGGCCGCCAGCAUCCCGUACGCCACGCUCACCAGCUAUCAGGCGCUGUGUGAGCACGCCAACCUUAAGGCGGGUGAGCGCGUGCUCAUCCUGGGUGGAUCCACCGGGACGGGCAUGGCAGCCAUCCAGUUAGCACGUGCCAUGGGUGCGCACGUGAUUGCCACGGUCAGAGGCUGUGAGGACUACCUUGUCGUGCAGUCACUCGGCGCUGAAAAAGUCAUCGACACGUCCAAACAGAGCUGGGUCGACGUCGUGGACGAGCACUCUAUCGACGUGGUAUACGACUGCGGCGUGGAGCACAAGGCGUGGAACCGCGAUGCCCAGGUCGUGCUCAAGAAGGACACGGGGCGGUUUGUGACCAUCAACCCCAUGAUGCAGCCCCGUCCAGCCAAGUUCGGCGCCAAGUGCAUUGGCGAGAUCAUGGUGCACGCGAGCGGUGCGCAGUUGCAGGAACUGUCAGGCUUUGUGUUUUCGGGUGCGCUGAAGCCCGUGAUCGACUCGGUGUACGCGUUCGACCAGCUUCUGCCGGCGUUGGAAAAACUGAAGACGAAGAACGUGUGUGGCAAGAUUGUGCUUCGCAUAGGGCACUAGAUCCCUUUCGGUGGCGUGUAUAUCUACAUUAUCUUUGAUACGAAUUGUCUCUCUAAACAUAAGCUAUUCCACUUUACUCCUUGGCCACCUCAAUGAUGAUCUUGCCCUUCGCGCGGUGUGACAUACAGAUCUUCAUGGCCUCCACCAGGUUCUCCAACGGGUGCACCGAGUCAAUGACGGUCUUCACCUGGCCAGCUUCGAUCAACUUCUUGAGCUCCAGUAGAUACUCCGUGCAAGGUGCGUUGAAGAUCUGGUUCUGCGUGGCACCGAUAGGAGACUCGAUCGGCAUGUCGAUCACGCCGAUCGUCACGAAGAUACCGGUCUGUUCCUUGAGCACCUUCUGUGCGGCGUCAUUCCACGACUGGGACUCCACGCCACAGUCGUAGAUGAGGUCCACCGAGUGUUCGGCCAGCACCUCACUCCACUUGGCACUCAUGUAGUCGAUGACUUGGUCGGCACCCAGCGACUUGACGAGCUCCACAUUGCGGUGACUGCAUGUAGCCACGACCUCCGCGCCAAGCGCCUUGGCGAUCUGGAUGGCGAACAGACCCGUGCCGCUGCUGCCACCCAAGAUGAGCACACGCUGACCCUUCUGCAGUUUGCCGUACGUCACCAGCGCCUGCCAGCUCGUCUGGCCCGCCAAUGGCACACCUGCGGCCUCGUUGAACGUCAUGUUGCUCGGCUUGUGCGCCACGCGCUUCGUGUCCACGUUGAUGUACUCGGCGAAUGUUCCGGUGGCAUCGAACCACGGCAUGGCGAACACCUCGUCGCCCACCUUGUAGUCCUUCACGUCACUGCCGACUUCCACGACCUUGCCAGACAGGUCGUGGCCCACGCGGUACGGGUGUUCGGGUGACGCCAUGGUGGACAGGAUCAUGGACGCGUAAAGUCCGAUCUUGUAGUCGAUAGGGUUGAGCGACGCACUGAAGAUCUUGAUCUUCACCUCGUUGGGCUGCACGGGCUUCUGCUCGGCGGCCGGGUUAAACUUGAUCUGCUCAAGGAAGUCACCGAAGUGCUGGUACUCGUAGGCCUUGAAGGUAGCGGGGAUGGCAGCCAUGGUUGGUGAUUGCUUGGAUGCGGAUUGUUGCGGUUGGUGUCGAGAACUCGGUUUGGAGAAUGAACAUUGUGGUGCACGUACAUGUACGACUCUUCUGUAGGUUUCCCGUCAUCUGCGACGGAGAUUGCGCGCACUUAUAGGUUGACGCAGCAACCUAUGUUUUCAUCAUCACCUAGAAAAUCCAGAUACAGAAUCCUAUUUCUUCAAACAAAAAAAAAGACAUGUGUUUUCUUACUGUAAAAACAAUAGUGAAUCCUA
This is a messenger RNA of Phytophthora nicotianae INRA-310, 2617 nucleotides long. RefSeq lists its product as hypothetical. Gene Ontology annotation, molecular function: oxidoreductase activity. The coding region runs from base 73 to 1302 and encodes 409 amino acids. The transcript has a single exon. Lineage: Eukaryota; Oomycota; Peronosporomycetes; Peronosporales; Peronosporaceae. The record is from RefSeq and is a predicted model, not a curated record.